ACUCUUAUAUGACCUGAUUGUGUUGCAGGUACCGUACAACUCUGACUACAACAAACAAAGAUUGGAUUGAGACAUUCGCAGCGAGGAAGGAUCGAGGGCGGUGUAGACCUAGUGCUUCACGUCUGUACGUGUGUGGUGUUUUCAUGUGUGUGGACUGUAGAUAACCAGGACGACAAUGAUGACGAUGAUGGUGAUGAUGACGACGAUGAUGAUGAUGAUGUCUUGUGCUUUGUGAUGAGACAGUUGUAGCUUGGGUGUUGAACGUUUCAGGAGUCGGAGCAUGGAGACUUCUCCCCCUGGGAAGCAGCCGGAGCAGGCGAGUGGGCUGGAGGAGGAGGGUCCGGUACACACGGUGGAGGACGACAUCCGCUACCAGAUGGUCAAGGGCAACCAGCGACGCAGCAGCUUUGUGUCCUCGGACCAUCAGAUCCUGACCCAGAGCCAGCAGGAGAGGAAGCUCAUCGAGCGCACUGAGAGGAUGGCCUCGGCCGACUACCGCCGCCAGCAGGCCAGCCUAGUAGGUCGGCUGGAGAAGCUGCAGCACAGACAGCAGACGCUGGGUCUGGCUCCGAGGUCUCCGGGGAACGUUGCCGACAAAGCCACGCCGCCGCAGCGCCGCUUGAGUAUGCCGGCGGGGAGUCUCCACCUACACCAUCAGCAACAACAACAACAACAACACCUCAAAGUCCCCCCACACAGCGAGGACUCGUCGCCCACCUCCCCGCUCUCCCCCGCCCGCUCCCCGCGUAGACACGCCUCCUUCACGCCAGCGGCCCGCUCCCCACGAGACUCCGUGGACCACCAUGUGUCGGGGGUGGGGCGGAGGGGGAGCGGCGAGGAACGAGGAGGAGGGGGGAGUGAUGGAAAGGAAGAGAAUGAGGACAACUACAAUGACGAUGAGGAGGAGGGAGAGGGUGAUCAGUCCCCUGUCUCCGGCACGCCCCUGAGCCACUCCCAGCACAUGUUGCACCGGGCGCGCCGUAUGUCCCACGAGAUCCAGGCAGAGACAGCCAAGAUGGCGCUAGACAGACUCAACACCAUCGUGGCGGAGAGCAGACGUCGCGCCACUGUCGCUCAGCACGCCUCGCCUGAUGAUGUCAUACCGUCCAAGCGAGACCUGAUGAGGAUCCAGGCUAUGGUCAAGGAGGUCACCCACGGGGAGCAGCCGUAGUUUGGGGUUAUCAUGGUGGGGGUUUUUUGUUUUUGUUUUUUUGUAAAGUUUUUUUGUUGUUGUUAUGAUAUAAUCCAUUCUAGUUCUGGCAGGCAAGUAGCGAAGGUUUGGAGUUAGACUGGGUUUGUUUCUAUUUUUAAAAAUAAUUUUUAGUUUAUGAGGGUGCGGUGGCGGAGCGGUUAGUGCGCUCGUCUUCG
Molecule: messenger RNA, 1368 nt
Organism: Aplysia californica (California sea hare)
Lineage: Eukaryota; Metazoa; Mollusca; Gastropoda; Aplysiida; Aplysiidae
Exons: 2
Coding region: 281-1171 (296 amino acids)
Source: RefSeq, a predicted model, not a curated record